Cavenderia fasciculata is the source of this 3435-nucleotide messenger RNA. Its product is annotated as RapGAP/RanGAP domain-containing protein. Gene Ontology annotation, molecular function: GTPase activator activity; DNA-directed RNA polymerase activity; DNA binding. Gene Ontology annotation, biological process: DNA-templated transcription; regulation of small GTPase mediated signal transduction; activation of GTPase activity. Bases 1 to 3435 code for a protein of 1144 amino acids. The transcript is spliced from 8 exons. NCBI's taxonomy places the organism in Eukaryota, Evosea, Eumycetozoa, Acytosteliales, Cavenderiaceae. The record is from RefSeq and is a predicted model, not a curated record. Gene Ontology annotation, cellular component: cytoplasm.
AUGGAUGAAGGUACAAGACUCUAUCAUAUUCGUAAGACUAUCUUACAAAUGUUGUCCGACCGAGGCUACAUGAUUACAAAUAGCGAGUUGGAACUCACCAAAGAAGAUUUUAAGAAAGACUUCACUGCACAUAACAACUCUAGAGAACACUUAAAUUCAAGUUAUAAUAAAAAGGAUGAUGCAGCAGAUAGAAUAUUUACAUUUUUCCCGGCAGAUGUAAAGGUUGGUGUUACACCAAUCAGAAAGUUUGUCGAUCAGAUGAAAGGCCCACACGGCGGUAACCGUGCCAUCAUCAUUGUGCAAUCAAACUUGACAGCAUUUGCCAAACAAGCAUUGUCAGAGUUCUCACAGGCUAAAAAGAUCGUUCUCGAGCAAUUCAACGAAGCCGAGCUCCUUGUCAACAUCACUCAUCACCAACUUGUACCAAAGCAUAUACUCUUAACCAAAGAAGAAAAGAAAGAACUUCUCACCAGAUACAAAAUGAAAGAAACUCAAUUGCCACGUGUUCAAAUGAAUGAUCCCGUUGCAAGAUACUUUGGUUUGGCUAGAGGUGAUGUAGUAAAGAUUAUUAGACCUUCUGAAACUGCUGGUAGAUAUAUUACUUAUAGUAAUAUCAGUAGCACAAGUAGACAGAUAAUAGAGGACAUGAUUGAUAUAAUGUUAAACGCAAGUUGUAGUAGUACAAGUAGUUCAUUGGAGAACUCACCUCGGUAUACGUCUAGGCUUUGGCGUCUCGAAGAUGGUAAGAGUUCAGAGUUGGACAAGUCUGAUGAUUCAAUCGGUAUCGAUGCCGUCAUUGAAAAUCCAGAGGAAUGUGUAUUAUGGUAUUUCACUUAUUUCUUGGGAAAGAAACAUUCCAAUUUUUUAGGAACAGCUGAAACUAUUGACAAAGUGUCUGGAGUUGGAACUGGAGUAUUAGAAGUGUUUGGAGCAUCUGUAUUAAAGGAACAUACUGAAAAUGGUGAUUAUUCCUACAAGAUUAUUGUAUUUACAACUACUGGUAUCGAAAGACAAAUGUUCCAUGCAAGACCCAAACAUACAUUAUCUCCAUCGGAAUUGAUAAAAAAGACAGCACCUCAUCUCAUCAUUAAAAAGGUAAAAGAGAUUGAAACACCUGGACUACUUCAAGACUUUAAACAAUUGGAAUCCACUCAAACCGAACUAUCAUACAAAUUUGGUAUACUCUUGGCAAAACCCGGUCAGAAUCACGAAGAUCAAUUCUAUGACAAUUGUAUAGGUAGUGAAAGAUAUCACGAAUUUUUAAAGAAUCUUGGUGAUACUAUACCAUUAAAUGGUUUUAAAGGUUUUCGUGGUGGUUUAGAUGUUAUUAAUGAUACAACAGGAAAAGAAUCAAUUUUUACAACAUGGAAUGAUUAUCAAAUUAUGUUUCACGUAUCAACCAUGUUACCAUAUAUGCAAGUUUAUAGUUCACAACAUCAACAACAACAAAGACAUCUCGAACCAACACCAUUAAAUGGUAAUAGUUCACAACAACAACAACAAAGACAUCUCGAACCAACACCAUUAAAUGGUAAUAGUACUAUGGUACAAUGUCAAUUGGAUAGAAAAAGACAUCUUGGAAAUGAUAUUGUUAUGAUUAUAUUUUAUGAUGCUGAAACUGAUGACGAUGUCAUUUCUUGGGAUCCAUCAUCUGUAAAUUCAAAAUUUAAUCAUAUUUUUGCAAUGGUAAAACCACAAGGAGAUGAUGGAUAUAAAGUAGAAUUUAUAAUUAAAAAUACAAUUGCAACGUUUGGACCAAAAGUACCAAACCCUAGUUAUUUCCAAAAAGGUGAUUCUUUUAAAAACUUUUUAUUGGCCAAACUAAUCAACGGACAAAGAGCGGCCCUACAAUCAUCUUCAUUUUCAAAAAUCAUUCAAAGAACCUUCCAAGGUCAACUACAAAACAUCUAUGACAAAUACAAUCAAUCCUCUAUCAUCCCAAGAAGAAGAUCGGCAUCUGGUAACAAUAUUAUGAUUGGCAAGGAAUUAAAAGAAAAAGAAUACGUUAAAAAUCCUCUAAGUUCAACUCUUAAAAAUAUGUUAUCAAGACCUGCUAUAUUUGAAACAGAAAUAUUACUUCGAAAUUAUAAUGAUAGUAUUAAUUGUUUGGAUGUUGUUGAAUCUGAAGAUUCAAUUUGUAUAUUAGUAUUUGCAACAAAUGAGGCCAUAUUUAUUUUUAAAACAAAUAGUAAUUCACAAGAACCUCCAACUUAUCAAAAAGUAAUGUCAAUCAAGGAUGUAUCAAAAUUAACAUUUAUAAAACAAUUAAAUGUUUUGAUUGCAUUGACACCAAAGGGUAUCCAUGUGUAUGAUAUGAUUGGUGUUAUGACAUAUUAUCGUCACCGUGUCGAUCAGCGUCUCCCGGAUCGUAGCUCGGAUGAGCCGUCAGCAAAGAGAUUGAGCGAUACCAAGGGAUGUACAGAGUAUGCAUACACCAAAAACGACGAUGACAGUGGAAUCACAUUACUGUAUGUGGCCGUACGCAAGACCAUCUACCAGUUUGAAUGGUGUCGUAACCAAUUUGUCAAAAACAAAGAGUUGGUGAUGAGUAUACCGAGUGAUCAAAUCAUCAAAACUAUGUGUAGUGUCGGCCCGGGUAUGGUGUGUGUCGGAGUGUCAUCUCAAUUUUUAUUGGUCGAUAUGUUUACAGGCAUGGUUAAAGACCUCUAUCGAAAGGUGGAUUCUGAGCCUGUCAUGGCACUCUGCACGUCUGCUCAAGAGGUGUUGCUGUGUUUCAACAACAUUGGGUUCUUUGUCAACGAGCGUGGUACGCGAACCCGUACCUAUGACUUGAAAUGGGGUAGUAUUCCAUCAAGUCUAUUGCUACUACCCAAUUAUAUUGUUGCUAUAUCAGGUGCUUUAAUUGAAAUUAGAACACUGAUCAAUGGUAAUAUAAUUCAAUCAAUUCCAACUUCCUCUCUAAACACCUCCUCCUCUUCAAAUGUAAAUAUGAUUAUUAACAACAACGCACCAAUUACUCUACUCAAUGGAAGUGGUGGAUUUGAAAAAGAUAAUGUUGUCAACUUGGGUAAUAGUAAUGGUAGUACACCAAAUAGCAGUCCAUCACCUAUACUACAAUGGAUGGCAUCUAAAGAAGGUAGUAUUACUAGUACCAGUACCAGUACUAGUAUGACUACCAUGUCAGCGUCAAUGCCAAUUAUCCCAACCAUUACUCUCCUCCCUCCUCCUUUUGCGUCGCCAUCAACCCUUCCAACCUUUUCUUCACACAACUCGUUUAAUACGUUUAACGGGAUGGCAUACUCGGACAGUAGUGGAAAUAUUUAUGUAGCAUCGUCAUCCAAGGGAUCAUGUAUUAUUAGAUUAAAAGCAUCACAAUCUUCUUCCCUUAUCCUCUCACCUCCUUCAUCUCCUUCUGUUCAAUAUCUAAAAGAUACCAAGGGAAUUCUCAGUAUAUCAACAAUUGAUAGAUUAUAA